GCAGCAGCCACCAGGCACGAGCCGUGGUCCUCCCGCUCGCCUCGUCCGCGUCGGCGUCGGACGCCCACCCCCCGCAUCCAGCUUCCGCCGUCGGCCCUGCGAGGUCCGAGGUCCGACUCCGGCUCCGAGGCUCCCCGUCGCUGGCUCUCUGCCCCUUGCCCGCCAGUGCCAGGUCGCCGGUCACCCGGCUCCCGCCCCCCGGCUGGCCGGCCUCGCUCAGGCGCCCAGCGGCCUAGGCCAGGCCGCCAGUUGCCCAGGCCAGGUCGUCGGAUGCCUGGCUAGUAGAAUUGAUCCCCGCCCAGACGGCAUCGGCAACGACGAGGGAAACGCCAGUGGCGGCGGACAUUGCGCGCGCUAGCUUUUCGACGUUUUGACGCAGAGGAGGUUUGUUUCGUUUGAAAGCGCACCGGGCACCUGCUGGUCCUGCUCCGCUCCUGCGCCGCUUGGGUUUCGGAAUCCGGCUUGUGCCAUAGCGUGCAUAUCACGCGAAACGCACAAGGAAGAACCCUAUACAGCUCGAGAAGGCCGGAGCCCUGGCCACCUAGGGCCACCUCCCUGGCGACCGGGCCGCGGCGACGGGGACGACCGCGAUGGGCUUCGAGCGUGUGGAGCUGCGGUGUCCCAGGGAACUGGACCCGCGCCCGAGCUGGACGCUCGGCGAUGUGCUUGGCGAGCUUGACGCGCUGGACGCCACCCACCGCGCUGCGCCGCCCACGCCCCUGAAGCAGCCGCCGGAUUGGGCUAACGGCGGCGGUGCGAGGGAGAAGGCCUUUGUGAUGCGGGUUGAAGAUGAUGAUGAAGACGACACAGAAGAUGAAGACGAUGGUACCAGUCAUGGGAAGUCCUGGGCUCUUGUGGCCAAAGGAGCCAGGUUCUCGUGUAAUGAUCUCGAAUCAAGUGAUUCAGAGGAUGAAUUAGAUGGCCAGGUUGCCCCAUACCGCUUAAUGGAGAAAAGGGACCUAGCGAAGAGCAUUCUUCUUGAGCUGGAGCGCGAGCAUCAUCUAAAAGUUCAAGAAGAAGUUAGAAAUAAGUUAGCUUCAUUGGAGGUAUGCCACCAAAAUGAAAUUCAGAGAACAAUUUCUGCAUUCGCACGACUUCAGAAAUAUGCAGAAUCAAGAAAAGAGAUAGACAGAAGACUCGAUGUACACUUCCAGAGAAGAAUUGCAGAAGUGCUCGAUAAACACUUAUCUAUGGUCCAAAGGGAUCAUGAACAAAAAUCCCAGAUUGUUGAACGUCGAAUCAGAGAUGAUGCAGCUCUUGAAGAAGCUAAAAGAAAAGAGCAAGCUGUCAAGGAAGAAAAGUUAAGGCAGGAAAGAGCUCGGCAAGAAGCAGAGGCUAGGCAGAAGGAAGCUGCAAAAUUAGCAGCUGAAGCACGGAAAACAGCAUUUGAGGCUGCUAAAAAGGAAGCAGCAGAAAAGGAAGCAGCGGAAAAGGAGGCUGCUAAAUUGAGAGAUGCAGCAGCUUCCCAAUCUAGUCCAAAUUCCCAGAAUAAUAUUGCAGGUAUCAAAGUUUAUGCUGAUAAAUAUGCAUUAGAAGCAGAGUCACGGAGGCGUGCAUUAGUACAGAAUCAAGUGCCGGAAAACAUUCAUCUCAGCAAGGAAUUCAGCAAAUAUGACCGACAAAUUGCCAAAUCCAUAAGUAAACUUAUGCCAACUACUGAUAGUGUCAGAGCAAGGGCCAGUGAGCUUAUUAAAGCUUUAGAUGGACAGGAUUGUCCCCGUCCAAUCUCUUGUUAUCUAUUUGCAAACAAGAUUAUUUCAAUUGUCAAGAGUAGAAAUACAAAGGACAAAACUUUUGGGAAUUUGGCCUUUGCAUGUGGAUAUGUCAUGCUCUUAGUCACAAACCAGGUGCCAGACGCAAUGGAUUAUCUUUUAGCUGAAUUCAACAGAGUUUGCAUAUACACAGUUCCAAAGCAUCUGCAUGCUUUAAAUGCACAAGCACGAACUAGAGAUUAUUACAAACUGAUAGGUUACGAGGAAGAAAAUGAACAACUCGAGAGCACUGAAAGUUAUCUAACAUACGUCGUUGCAUACGUCAAACUGUAUGCGGCAAUGAUUCAGACGGAAAUCAAAGGUGUACGUCAUCCUCAUGGCUUAGCUGAGGGAUGGAAAUGGCUCGCCAUGUUCCUCAAUUCUCUCCCAGCUACUACAGCCACUGCCUGUGCCCUUCACGCUUUCCUAAAGAUGGCUGGUUUUGCACUUCACAAGAAAUAUGGAUCACAGUUCAUGAAGAUCCUGGAUGUAAUAUCACGGUGCUUUUUACCAGCUUUGAAAGAACAAGGCAACAAGAUGCAGGCUGAGGCUGUCAACAAUCUACAGAAUUAUCUGAACGACAAGAUCUACCUGGAGGAACCAGAAGGGCAGUACCUCGUCCAGCAACUACUAUCCAAGGAGUUGUUCAUGUAAAGAUCAAAACACCAGAUUGGCAUGAGCCAUCAUGUUUGAUCGGCUAAACGGCGGUACCUCGUCCAAGCUACCACUAUCGAAAGAGCGGGCUCACGUAGAGAUCAAAACACCAGAUCGGCAUGGAGCUGUUCGUGUUUCAGAAACACAGUCGAGACUUGCAGAUCAUUUUUCUCCCAGAUCAUUUUUCUCUCUGGAUGUGGCGUGCAAGGAAAUCAGCACCAAAUCUCACGAGCAUUAUUUAUGGAUAGUCUCCCAGAUCAUUUUUCUCCCCUUCUGCACGGAACCUGACGCUGUAUUUGGUUAUAUAUGUGGCAGUGUUUCCGGAAAAGAACAUAUAGGAUACGUUGAGAGGUUUCACCAUUUGUUGUACUAUGGCAAUGUAUUCGGAAAGGAACAUAGGAUAGGUUGAGGUUUCGCCAUUGCCCAUUUGUUGUACUAUAUGUCUGUACUCUGUACCUUAUAUCGUGGCCAACUCUGGUGACCUGUAUGGAGACCAAAUUUUUAAGAAACGGGUUUAGUUUUUUUUUU
Sorghum bicolor (sorghum) is the source of this 2933-nucleotide messenger RNA. Its product is annotated as protein GLE1. The coding region runs from base 591 to 2405 and encodes 604 amino acids. Gene Ontology annotation, biological process: regulation of translational termination; regulation of translational initiation; poly(A)+ mRNA export from nucleus. NCBI's taxonomy places the organism in Eukaryota, Viridiplantae, Streptophyta, Magnoliopsida, Poales, Poaceae. Gene Ontology annotation, molecular function: translation initiation factor binding; inositol hexakisphosphate binding; phospholipid binding. The record is from RefSeq and is a predicted model, not a curated record. The transcript has 15 exons. Gene Ontology annotation, cellular component: nuclear pore cytoplasmic filaments; cytoplasm; nuclear pore.